AUGCUGAACGUGCUGCAUCACCUGCAAAUACUGCGUUUUGCGGUUCCUGCCACCGUAGUCAUAGGAGUUGCCCCGCAAUAUUUUUUCACGUGGCUUGCGUGGCGGCUCCUUUCUGUGCCUUUUCCUCGCCGUUUGUACGAGCGAGGAGAUGAAUUUUUUUAUGACAUGUAUCAGUCCCUCGUUUGCUUCUUCUAUGAGACGUGCACUGGAGCGGAGGUAAUACAUCUCGUCAUGAUUACUGUCCAUCACAUGCAUUUAAAGCCAUAUUUGAACAGUACAGUAGCAAUAGGCGUUGUGUGGACUGACCACUUUGAAGUUAAGUGUCUAAUCAUGGUCCAAUGUUCUCUGUUUUUUCUUUUUAAGGUCAUCUUUUAUGGUGAUCCAAUUCCCUGGGACAAACAGGAAAAUGUGAUUAUACUAUGCAACCAUCAAAGCUCAGGUAGUAUUUCUAUUUCCCAAGUUUUUGUUCCUUCCUCCCCCCGCCCCACUUCCCGGCACCACCUUCCCGAGACCCAGCCAUACCCCCUUCCUUAAGGAGGGGCAUUCUCGGUCAUAAGGGGUAAAGAAGUCUGCAAUGUAACCCCCCAAAAUCCCAUACUUAUGACAUAAUUAGUGUUAGCAUAAUAAUCCGGUAGUCAUGGGGUUUCGCAUGCAAAAUUGUUCGAGUUACCGUAAUAUUUUGUUUGGUGUUUCUAUCAUAAAGCUUUGAUUUUUUUCAGGAAAGAGCAGCAAGAAAACUCAAAUGCUUAAGAAGAUUAUAUUCCAUUAAUAGUACAGACUGUCCAGCCAUUCUGAUCAUGUCGGAAUUCUCCUGGUAUUGCCGAAAAUCCCCAAAUCCCAACCAAUUUGUUAUCAGAGGAGUAAAAAUCCUAAUUUUGACUUCUGUUUUGAUAUUUUCAAAUAUAUUCUUAUGGUACUUGUACAAAAUCACCUAACAGUAGACAGAAAUAAUAUUGUCCUCUCAGAACUUUAGAACUGGCAUUUCAGGUCAUCAAGAUUUGAAAAUUUUCCAGGCGGCAUUCCUCUAACCUGUAGCCGUUAGAGAGAAUGUAUGAGAACCGCUCAAAUUGGGCCUGAUCUCAGGUUAGCAUUCCCCUAGUGGCUUGUACCUUUGGUGUUGGCAUCAUUCAUCGGUGAUUCAAAAAUAUCCCGAUGUCACAUACUCAAAAGGUUAAAAAUACUAUGAACCUUCUAAAAGCAGUUAUUUCACACGGUCCAAUCUUGGACCUUUUGUCUUUUGUCUUUCUUUCAUCUCGUAAUCAGUAGCUAAAAGAGUAUAGUUACUACAUCGACCAAUCAGUGCUCAUUCACCAGAUUCUGGACAAAUCUAUGCCAUCAUCAUAUUGGAUUUUAGGAGCCUAGUUCCAGAAGUCUCAGAUCAAUAUAAUUUUUAGCCUCCCCGCAGACGUCCUUUGGGGUAGGUUUGUCACGCAUUCAUUUCUCCCCCACGGACGUCUGCUAAACAGAGCCGACUUUUACGUUCUGGAUUGUUUGAAUAAGCCAAUAAGCGGUUAGUUAUUGUGUCACAAUCAGCCAAUCACGCGCCGUGAUAUAAGUGAUGUCUCUGGUAUUCUCAAGUGAAUUAUUUAUUUGCACGGCUAUCUUCUACAUGAGACGACUCAAAUGUUUUGAAGAAAUCACAGAAACGAUGCAAUAAAGCUGCAGUCAGCUGUAUAUUUUUUUCGGAGGUUGUGACUAUAAAAUAAUCUGCUUUUCUUUGAAAGACUUCAGACAACAGUCUCCCACACGAGCGCGGAGCGGUUUUCAGCAUGUGAUCGAAAACAAUAAUUACUAUUAACUCUGUAUAUAUUCAAGUAUUAAGAAAAGAUAACUUGUAAACGUGUAUAGGGAAGAUAUUCAAAGCAUUCUUGAAAACAAAGGCCGUUUCCUUUUUGCGAGAUGUAAUUCCACCAAGGUCAUGGGUCGUGAACCAAGGACCAAUACGCAAAAUUUGGUUAUAUUUUUUCAAGAGUCGGUAAAACAGAAAAUUGAAGUCUACAGCAAUGUGCUUCCAACGGCAGAAAAACGUUUUUCUGAAAACUUGUUCUGCAAAAAGGCACGUCCUCCCAUUGCGUUUUAUUUAUUCACAAGCUAAGUAAACAUGACCACGGUGCCGCCGAGUCCAAACUUCAAGCUAGAACGACAAAUUAACCUACCUGUCAACAAACUUUAAUCUCGCUCCUUCAAAGAAAGAAAGAAUGCUUAUAAUCAAUAAAUCAUUGAACCUUUCAUUGUUCAUUGCAUUUUAUUUCUCGACGAAAUAUUUAAUCAUGCUCGGGAAAGUCGCCGACCAAGGACCACAUAGUAACUGUACAAGUCACUUUCGCUAACAUUUCCUCCACCGAUCGAUCUUCAACCAAGCUUCUGGGCUUCCGUAAACAACAGAGAAAGUCCCUCUAUCGACAACCCUCAUAUUCUCUUUGCUAAUAUCACUGAGCGUUACAGCAGGAAUACCAAUAUUUUCCAGCUUUGUAGAUUGAUCUUUCAAGAUUUACCACGGCAGAAACAACAUCAACAGUAAUGUCCAGUAGUUCCACGCAAUAUGUCGCAAACAAGCAGCAAAGCUUGAGAGAUAAGGGAUUUGCCAAAUCCCGUCGGCAAAUUUAUGAACUCAUCAGUCUUCGCUAUAAAAUUUGCAGGAUAGCUUCUCUCUCAUACUUGUUUAACUCUGUAUUAAUUACAAAUUUCUCGCUCACUCGAUCAAAAGCCUCACUGAUCGUGAGAAUCUUAAGAAGCGCCUCGGGUUACGUUUUACAAAAAUCCGUAAACGGCCUGUGAUUGGUGAACGUAAAAGUCGGCUCUGUUUAGCAGACGUCCGUGGGGGAGAAAUGAAUGCGUGACAAACGAACCCCAAAGGACGUCUGCGGGGAGGCUAUAUAAUUUUAGGUUUCUGGGAAAAUACCCACCAACCCCUCCCCUAACUCAACAUUAACAUUUGCAUCUCACUUGGAGCGAAAUGUUGGGUUAGGAGAGGGGUAGAUGGGCAGUUUCCCCUUAAACCUAAAUCGAUCCGAAGUCUCUCCCAUGAAUUGUCCCUAGCAACAAGAGGCAAGGAGAGACAGCUGUAUUGACAAGCUAUCAAUGAAGUGGUCAUUCAUUGAUUUCAACCACUUUGACAAAUGAACAUUGAGGCCUUACACUAAAUGCUUAUAGGGAUGAUUGCUUAUAAUGCAACUACAUAAUAUUGUUUUGCUCCCUUCUGUUUCUACAGUUGAUUGGAUGGUCUCGGAUUUCAUUGGUAUUAGGCAGGGCUCACUGGGAAGAAUAAGAUACAUUCUGAAGAGUGGACUGAAGUAUUUGCCAUUGUAUGGAUUUUACUUUGCACAGGUGAGCAAGUAAAGCCUUCUAAACCAAAUAGUAAAUCAAUUAAUUUGUAGAUAUUAUUUAAUCAUUAAAAUUUUGAUAUCAGUUGAUAAAAAGGCAAAACUAAACAGCUUGAAACUACUCAAUCAUGUUCAAAAUCAAGUCAGUCUUAGUAAGGCAAAAAUACAAAGCACAUGGUGGCCCAUUUUUCUAGAUGCCUGUGUAAAACAGUCAGAGGCUCUUAUGGCUAAGGAGGGGUUCCCACAAUUCAAAUGUCACAACAAUAUUUAUGUCACUGAAUUUUGUAUAAUUUUUGUGAUGACAAUACCUUAGGUAGAUGAAGGUAGUGAUUUACCAGUAGGUAAGAGGCUGUUGUUAUGAUCAAUGAUGUCUAGAAACUCUUGAAAUAAUUAAAAAUUACGUGGUGUUGCAGUAACCAGACGUUGUAGUGUGUCUGAUAGAUUUUGUGAUCUUAGUAAGGAAAGGUGAAUCAGGGUUGGCCAAGGGGUAGUAAUAUACCAUUGUAGAGGGCGUGUGCUUUCUAGUAGCUCAGGGCUAGUGGAGCUACCCCUCAGGCCAGCAUAUUUUAAUACAAGUUGUCCGACAGGCAAGCCACUUUUGCUGAGAUAAAGCAAGGGAUAAAGAAAAAGGGUAUUGGUAGGCCUUUUACAUAUACAAAAGAAACACCUUGCCUUUAGGGCAAGCUGACAUUCUUGUUUUCAUUUUUUUUGUUUUCUUUUUUUAAUGACAGCAUUCAUGUAUAUAUGUUAAGAGAAGUGGUGCAGACGACCAAGCGCAUAUCAUAAGGUAUGUACUUGACAUACUAUGAAACUGUAACUUCUUUCAUAACAUUAUACUGUCAUUUUUAUAGGGGAGCCCUUCCCCCGAGGGGGAGUGACCUGCCACACAAAAGCAGCCUGUGAGAGCCACUGCUUAGGGUGCUCCUGCACCAUGAGGUUUAAGAAGCCAAAUAGUGAAAUAAAGUUAUUUUUAUUUUUUUUUUUGUCAAAGGAAACUGAAGGAAAUGAAAGCAAGAAAGCUGCCUGUGAGUAUUUUUAAUUAGACCUUACUGGAAUGAGUUACUUUAAUAUAUCAGGCAAUGAUAUCCUCCGUCAGAGAUGCUACACAUUACCACAUAAAUGAAGUGAGAGUAAUAAUAAAAAAUAUUAUUAACAUGUACCCAUGAACGUAAAAAAAAAAGAUCUGCUGUAAUAAUCUUCUAAGUAAUGUAUCAAUGUAUGCAUUGAAACAUUCAUAGAUACAUAUAUUAUAUUUUAUUCAUCUAUAUUUACAUUUAUACAUUUAUACUUUAUUUUUAUAUUAUAGGCAAGUGAUUUUGUCAUCAAUAUUUUUGUUUGGUUGUAGAUGUGGUUGGUGAUUUUUCCUGAGGGCACAAGAUACAAUGUAUUGAAUACACAAGUGAUUGAAAAAAGUCAAAAGUUUGCUGCAGAGAGAGGUACAAUAGAACCAUUUUAUACAGGCUUGAAGUAAAUAGUAAUUAUAAACUAAUAAAUUUAUUCAACCCAACAUAUUACCUCUAAUAUUCAUUUCAACAGGUCUACCAGUGUUAUCACAUGUCCUGACACCAAGAACAAAAGCUACUGAAGUUAGUAUUCAGAAAAGUCAGAUAUAGUGCUGUUUAAAAGUAGUACAUAUCGCAACAGAAGAAGUCAUUUCAUGAUUAGUUUUGAUGCAACCUUGCAACCACAGUCAGAUAAUCUUUUGAGAAGGAUUUUUAUUGCAUGGGCUCUGAGCAAAAACAGGUUGAUCUAUGGAAAAAGUAUUGAUGUCCACUAAUUUUAUGAAAGCAAUAGACCAAACUUUCUAUGGGUUUACCAGCGUGAUAACCUACUUGGGAUGUUGGAAGAACACAAGAAAAGCUUGUAAAUCACGAGCCGAAAGGCUCAUGAUUUACAAAGCUUUCAUUUGAAUGGUCAUAUCAUAGGAUUUUGUCCACAGACUCAAAAGUUAGUUCCCUUAUGAAACUCCAUCAAUCAUCCAUUCUGGCAGUGAAAGUGCUCAUCAGCAGUAUAAUUCCAUCUGUGGUGCAGACUUAAGUUAUUUAGAGUAACAUAAACUUGUUUGUUCUUUUUAUUUUCAGGCGAGCUUUGAGGUAUUAUCUUCAGAUUACCUGGAUGCAGUAUAUGAUCUUACCAUUGCCUAUAGUAAUGCAUAUGAGAGUCCAGUACCUCGCAGGCCAGCACCAAGUAUGACAGGUAUUACCAAGUCCAGCAAGUUUUCGAAUUCCAUCAGGAGUCAUUUAAGGCCUUGUUCCACUCCCCAUCUUUAUUAUAUAACUCAAGGGAAGUGGGAAAACAGCCAGCACUUUCAGGACACCACCACUGGUUUCCACACGAAAUGAGGAACAAGAGCAGAAAUAAUUGGACACUGAUGACGUGUCACUAUUUAGACCUGAACAGUGCUUCUGAUUAAAUGAAAAUUUGCCUUGUAUCAGAAGCACUACCCAGGUCUGGAUAGUGAUCCAUCAUCAGUAUGAGUGAGAAGUAAGUGUUAAUGCUGGCUUAAGGGAGGAGUUGGUGAGCAGUUUCCCAGAAACGUAUAAUGCAGGGGCGGAGCUAUGGGGAGGGUGCAGGGGGUGCACACCCCCCCCCAGAUGACCUGCGAUUUUCUAAUACAACUAGUAUUCUGCCAAAAAAAAAAACUGUGUGGUUUAUUGGUGUUGAAGUAGAGCAAGAGACGAGGGCACCCCCUCCCACAUGGAUUUUACAGGUUCCAAGCCUUGGGCUUUCUUCAAUCUUCAAUUUUUCUUAGAGCACCGCCUUGAUAAGUAUUAUUGUAUUUACUGAUGCUAAGUUCUUUCCUCAGAUUUUCUUCUUUCAAGAGGCCAGAAAGUCCAUGUCUAUUGUCGUAGAUUUGCAGCUCAUGAUUUUCCGAAAGUAAGUACUGUUAAUGUAAUACCUAAGCCAGGCUAAUAUUUUUUUCAGAAGGCACACACACCAAAAAAAUUCAGAUAUUUUUACUGAGGCAAUGGCCUUGGUUCCGCCACCUCUAUGGGCCGUAAGGUGGCUCGAUACAGUUUUUCAAGGCCAAUACCUCCCAAGUUUGAGCAUAAACUACGUCGCCAUAAACAAAGUUUUGGAAAAAUUGCCACCACAGUUGUAUUAGAUAAAGAUGAAAAUUUGUUAUGAUCAGGGUUGCAACGGCAUCGGAGUUGUCAUAGCAACAAAAUGACGCUAUUACCUAUUUUACUUGCAGCAGUGUAUCUCGGCACUGAGAACUGUUCUUCCAAAAUCGUUCACGGGAGCUUUUUCCUCCAAUAGUAGCCUCGAUGUUUGUGAAGUUUAAGCGAAAUCUGUAAGAGCGUUAUCGAGAUAUUUUGGGAUCAAGAUUUUGUGGUUAGAAAUACUGUAAAAAAUGGAUAAUCUUGAUGUUCGGCUGUUAUCUAUAGAAAAUGAAGCGCUUUUGACAUGCAAUUUCACCUGAUAGUAGUUUCAAUCUUUUUAAAAAGGUGUGUGAAAGACCGUGGAGAUAGCUCCAGCCGAUUGCUAGAAAGAAGGAUUUGAUUAGUAUGUAUCGAGGCGCUUUUGUUAGCGGUUUUUUAACAUUUUGGUCUACUUUAACAAAUUAGCGAAUAAUUUUUAAACCACUCGAUAGAUUUUUUUUAAAAAAAUAAGAUUCUUGAGAUUAACCUUCAUUUUAGAUGAUCCUUUAGUUUCAAGAUUAUUGAUAUAUUGUAAGGAAGUAAAAUAAGGGCUACAAUUCGCCAAUAUUUUGGCAGAAAUUUUGUGUUUACAAAUGUGAGCCUCUCAUUAUUCAGGGUAUUGUCUCCAAGUUUCAUAUUUUCGCGCAUAACAAUAGCUAGCAUUUUUGCAUAUGUCAAAUGCAUUGUUAGUUACUGUUGUUCACGUGAAAAUGAAACUUGGAGACAAUGCCUUGAAUAAUGAGAGGCUUUCACUUGUAAUAACAAAACUUCCGAUAAAAAAGUAACGAGUUUUAGCCCUUAUUUUACUGCCUUACAAUGUAUCAAUAACCUUGAAACUAAAAGGUCAUAUAAAAGAAAGGUUAAUCUCAAGAAUCUUAAAUUUUAAAAAAAAUCUAUCAAGCGGUUUAAAAAUUAUUCGCUAAUUUGUUAAAGUAGACCAAAAUGUUCAAAAACCGCUGACAAGAGCGCCUCGAUACAUACUAAUAAAACCCUUCUUUCUAGCAAUCGGCUGGAGCUAUCUCCAUGAUCCUUCACACACGUUUUUAAAAAGAUUGAAACUACUAUCAGGUGAAAUUGCAUGUCAAAAGCGCUUCAUUUUCUACAGAUAACGGCCAAACAACAAUGUUGUCCAUUUUUUACUGCGUUUCUAAUCAUAAAAACUUCAUCCCAAAAUAUCUCGAUAACGCUCUUACAGAUUUCGCUUAAACUUCACAAACAUCGAGGCUGCUAUUGGAGGAAAAAGCUCCCGUGAACGAUUUUGGAAGAACAGUUCUCAGUGCCGAGAUACACUGCUGCAAGUAAAAUAGGUAAUAGCAUCAUUUUGUUGCUAUGACAACUCCGAUGCCGUUGCAACCCUGAUCAUAAAAAAUUUUCAUCUUUAUCUAAUACAACUGUGGUGGCAAUUUUUCCAAAACUUUGUUUAUGGCGAGGUAAUUUAUGCUCAAACUUGGGAGGUAUUGGCCCUGAAAAACUGUAUCGAGCCACCUUAAUUGAAGUGAAUAUUGGAGUGUCAAUAUUGAUUGAGAUAGGGAUAUAAACCCAGAGGGCAAAGCUGUAAGUAGAAUACCCCUGUAAGAUUGUUUUGAGUAGACAGAAAAGAGACCAAGAAACUUGCAAAAAUUGAGUUGACUUGAAAGCAUAAAUGAUAAAUUAAUUAUUACUCUCUUGUCCUAAAAUGAUCAUUGUGUAGCAUUUAAGCGAAGGUAAUCAGGGUAAUCAUUAAGAGCUGGGGAUCAAGAAUUUCCCCCGUCUAUUACGAACGUGGCCCCUGGCUACUUUCGUAGGAAAACAAGAAAAAUAGAACCAAAAGAAAUCCCAAGCAGUUUGAUUUCCUACCUAAUUGUUGUAUUUACCCGGCAACUUUAAAUCUUGGUGACAUCCCUGAGGUACUAUUUCUACAAAUUUCAUCAGAGAUCUGAUUGAGAGUUUGCAUUAUUCUCCGUUUUAAUUCAAUUUAUCUCAAAUUUAUCAUUUAAGGAUAAUGAAGCAACGAAAAAGUGGCUUCAUGAAAGGUUUGCAGAAAAAGACAGGUAAUUUUUAAAAACAGUCAUAUUUUUAUUUUUUAUUGAAAACUAUUUUGAAUGAAGCUCAAGCGGCGGAAUUAGAAGAAGUUAACAGCAUAUAGUUGUCAGGACAACACUACUAUCUUUUUUGUAGGCCUGUUAAACCAAAUGGCAUACAUUGUAUUCUCAGGACCAUUUCUUCUGUCAAUAUCACACAAUUUAGAAAACAAAAUAUAAAUGCUAAAAGAUAACUUUUGUGGUGAUUUUUUUACUGAAUAUCAAUAUUUGUCUUCACUUAUGAAUUAAUGUUUUUUUCUCAUUUCUUCAUGAUAUUUUAUUACUAAUACUGUGAAAAAUAUUGUUGUGUUUUUAACUUUUUUAUUAUUAUCACCCCCUUUAAUUAAGUAACACCUGCAAUAAUAUUAUUGUGAAGCACCUUAGUUAUGUGAAUAUAUAUGAAAUCAAUAUAUUUUUUAUUUAAUGAAAAAAAUUUUUGUAAAACAAAAUUCAUUGUUAUGUAAAUAACUCAAUUCUUUGCUAUGAACAUUUAAGUGAAAUUAUAUAAUUUUUUAUUUCGUGUCUUUAAAAUUUUAAAAUUUCGAUUUUUUUAUUUUCCUUCAGGAUUCUCAACAAAUUUUACAGUGAAGGUGGUCAAAUGCCUGGUGUUCCACGAAGAAGGAGAUUGCCCUGGUUCAGAACUUUCCCAUCCUUUGUAAUUUUUAUGGCUGCUUUACUUCCUUUUCUAAUGACCAAGUGGGGACGAUCAGCUUACUGGAAAAUGUGGCUUGUAUCCAGCUUUGGAACAGUGUCUUACAUGAUGUUACUGUUUGGGAAAGUGCAGCGUUGAUCAGAGAAAUAUUAACAGUGUGUGUGCUGUGUCAUUAGGAAAAUACGGUCAAACCUCCUGUUGGCGACCACCCAACAUGCAAAGAUUUAGUGGUCCCCUAUAGGGAGGUAAUAGUGAGUUUGCGUAAAAAGAAGGCAGAAAGAACAGGACGGCAAAACGCUUGAGUGUGGCAAACGUGUCUAUUACUUGCAUGUUUUGUCAUGAUCUUCACUCAACAUUGUUUCCUGGUCUUUUACAAAAAGAUCUGUUAAAAGGAAGGUGAAGUUUGGUGGAAAGUUUUUUUAAACAAAAUUAUUGUCAUGCUUGUCUCACAAGGCUUGCGGUCUUCUUUCCUCUCCUUCCUGUUGCAUAAGGUCACUAUUCACUGAGAAUCAAACUUCAGGAGCGUCUUUCAAGAAGGAGGUUUCUGAGACAUCUACUAAUUAUUGGUAAAGAAUUUAUUAGCAUGUCUUUCAAUUAUUCUACUCUACAGUAUCACUAUCUGUAGUUCCAUGUUGUUACUGAAAGCUCAUCACCACACUCCUAGCAGCAUAUAUAAUACAUACCAUAAAAAUACAGAUCAGACCUAUGGUUAAAGUGGUCAUGCACUUACAAGAGUUAAAAAUUAACAAUGAAAAAUUAUAAACCCCAAAAAUUGGUUGUGGUCACUUACACCAGAAAUGGUUGUUUAGAAGAGUUUCCAACCAUAGGACUAUGACUGGAAAAAUUUUGAUGCACUUGAUAGAUAAUCCCCAUGGGAGUUGGUCGCUUAUGAGAGGUGGUCGCACACAGAGAUUCGACUGUUUUCCACAUGGAAGGGUCUAAAUGUUUUAUAAUAGAGGGCACACUGUUAAGAAAAACCGUAAAAGGAAGGAAAAGGGCACUAUGAGUCCCUUAUGCUCAGUGCUAAGCACUAGUGGCGGGUGAAAAGCAUCUGAGCGACUUCACCCAGCAAAGUCAGCUUCGUUUUUUCCUUAAAUUGACAUUAAUAAUAAUAAAUUAUGGAUUUGUGAUACAAUCAGUUACUCUUCUUAAACUGGCUGUAGAGCAACCCCUGAAUUCUUGACAACAGAGUUUGAAAAAUACUAUCUUUACAUUAGGAUGAAGUAGUUACUGCAUUAUUUAUGACUGUAGUAAAAUGAAUUUGUUAAGAAAAAUGGUAAUUGGCGCUGCGAACAUAUACAAUCAGCUAAUGACAUACAUGCAAAUAUUCAAGACACUGAACAAUUCUCCCCCCCACCCCCCUUCACCAAAACACAAAAGUGAACCAACAAUGGUUUCCGCAACACCAAGAAAUUAUAUUAGGUAUUUAAUAUAGUUCACUGGUUUUAACUAUGCAGUAAGCUCUAUUAUUAUUUAAGCUUUCCUAAACAAAAAGCAUUUUAUUUUGUAUAAUUGUUUAGAAUGAAGUGUUUAAAGAAACGUUUUUUACGUUAGAGCUUAAUGCCAUAGUAACAUUUUAUGAUUCCAAGAAUUAACACUACCACCUGGAAAACACAAUAUUAGAUAUAUUGGCCCUGUAAUACAGUCCUAAUAAAGUAUCCACAUUAAGAGGUCUGUAACUUCUUUAAAGAACCAGGCCCCGGUUGUUCAAACGUCGGAUAGUGCUAAUCCACCGGAUAAAUCACUAUCCAGCGGAUAGCGUAAUUGAUUUCCCUAAUACUUAUCCACUGGAUAGUGAUUUAUCUGGUGGAUAGCGUUAUCCAACAUUUGAACAACCGUGGCCAGGUGAAAACAAUGGACAUUAUUGAGAGAAUUGUAAUUGUUAAUGGAGCAGGCAGGGUUUCCAAGUUUGGUUAUUCUAGUUGUUUGAUUUUCUUUUUGAGGUAGUUAGGUGUCAACAUAUGUAAGGGUGGCAAAUGGUACCUUGAAAAACGUGGGUCUCGGAAAAUUUUGGCAGGAUCUCAAAAAUCUCGGAAACGUUUUUGAUAAGUCUCGAAGUCUCGUUUUUUCAUGGUUUGUUUUUACUUUUUUUGAGUCUCGAAACUUUUCACCAAAGAGUCUCAGGCUCGGAUUUCUAACUAGGAUCUCGGCAUCUCGGCAAGUCUUGGAUUUUACCAUUCGCCACCCCUAUAUGUGUAAGCUGGGCAUUUCACACGUUAAUAAAGUCUUUAUUAUUAUUAUCAUUACUACAGUGGAAAUGUUGACAACAUUAAAGAGCUCCUCUGAACCCUCUUUUCCAGUAACAGUCAGCUGCC
Molecule: messenger RNA, 11493 nt
Organism: Porites lobata
Lineage: Eukaryota; Metazoa; Cnidaria; Anthozoa; Scleractinia; Poritidae
Source: the annotation of a GenBank genome assembly